This is a messenger RNA of Nymphaea colorata (pocket water lily), 3494 nucleotides long. RefSeq names its product E3 ubiquitin-protein ligase HOS1. Gene Ontology annotation, molecular function: ubiquitin-protein transferase activity. The transcript is spliced from 10 exons. NCBI's taxonomy places the organism in Eukaryota, Viridiplantae, Streptophyta, Magnoliopsida, Nymphaeales, Nymphaeaceae. Gene Ontology annotation, biological process: protein ubiquitination. The coding region runs from base 346 to 3294 and encodes 982 amino acids. The record is from RefSeq and is a predicted model, not a curated record.
AAGCACCAGCCGGGUUCCAAUCACCGGACGGCUGCCAUUGUUCACUCGGAACACGAAUGAGAGAAAGGAUCACAAUUUUGAAACCUCAAUAGCGCCAAUUCUAGGGCAUUGUUCCCCGCCCUGCCACCUCCUCUCCCUUCCUCUCUCUCGUCCAUUCCGUCGGUUCUUCCGCGAUCGAGGUCUUAACUGGGGCCUGCAAAUUUCUAGGGUUUCAUUCGAUUCUCUUUUGGAUGCCUUCUCGAGUUUUUGCUCCCGUCUCCUUUCUGCUGUAUUUGGUUCCUUGAAUUUAGGGUUCCUUCUUCGUUUCAAGAGGAGCAUUCAUUUGAACUCUCUUCGGACUGAAGGAUGAAGGACGGUUCGAGUAAAAGAUCGGGUGCGGGGCUCUCUUCUCUUCACCCAGCGAACCGCGUGCAAGAUGCUUUAGAACAUCUUGCCUCUAUUGAUCCAAUUGAUUUGUGCAAAGAAGCAAAACUCGAACUGUGUCGAGCCACAAGAGAUCUGAGAAGCUGUGGUCGCUAUGUUCAACAUGUCCUGACCUCAUGUCAACAUGCACCCCUAUGUGCAGAAUGCAGACAGAAAUGUGACAUGUGCCCAAUAUGCAAGACUGCAAUACCAAGGAGUGGCAACAACUUUCAGUUGCGCUUGUAUGAUCAAUGCGUGGAGGCUGGUCUCAUUCCUAAGGAGCAUGCUGAUCAGUUUCAGCAAAGAGGAGAAAAACAUUCAACAGUUGAUGUGCAACGAUUGUAUUCUUUGUUUGAUGUUGCUGUGGAGAACAAUUUGGUUACUUUGAUUUGUCACUAUAUCACUGAUGUAUGUAUGGAUGAAAGUGCUGUGUCCAGUGAUCCUGUUGUGGCCAUCCUCUUGGAUGAAGUUGUUGUGACAGAAUGGUGCAAGAGGGUAUUCAAGAGCACCUUAGCAGAUCUGCAUUCAAAAUACAAAGUUGAAGUGAAAGAGAUGACCAGAAAUUCCACAUCGUUGCUAAAACCAAUGCUACUGCUGAGUGGCCUAGCACAUGUGCUUGAUACUUUAGAUGCAUCUUUUCAAGGGACCCAGUCUCCACAACUUGAGGAGCUGCAUCAUCUUUGUGAAAAUGUCUUAAGAGCAAAACAGCAUUUGGAAGUUAUGGUAUGGUGCAUAAGGCAUCAGUUUCUUGAGCACAUGCCUUCACGUUAUUCAACUAUCUCCUCAUGGCGCUCCACAUUUCAUGAAAGAAAAACAGCAGCCAUGAGACGCUGUUGGCCCGAAUUCAUGUGUAAUGAUACUGAAGCUGCACAGCCAGGAUCUACUUUGUUCAUAGAGGAUGCAUUGUCAAAUCUUGUGAUGGAACAAGGACAGGAGGGGUCUGGAGAACUUGAAGUUGCAUGUCUUUUGAAAGAUCGCAGCUCAUCAUUGUCAAUUGAAGAAGCAUCAGGAAUCUACCCAUUUGAGAACUUGCGAGCUGCUGUUGAUAUGCUUUUCCUACAAGGGAGCUCUGAUCUACUUGUUGCAAAGCGAGCCAUCCUGCUGUACUACUUGUUUGAUCUUUAUUGGACACUACCUGAUGGAGAAUGGAGAAAAGUGAUUGAUGAUUAUGCUAAUACUUUUGGCAUUGGAAGUCACUCUCUGGUAGAAUCUUUGACAUUCUACCUUUUGGAUGAUGACAAAGAGGCAGCUUUGAAGGAAGCUUGUCGACUUCUACCUGAAAUUGCCGGUCCUGGAACACAUCCUAAGGUUGCUCAGGUUUUGCUGGAAAGGCAAAUGCCAGAUGCUGCUUUGAUGGUUUUACGCUGUUCUGGACAUGAUGGUUUGAGUCCGUUUACUAAUUCUGUGCAUGAGGCAACUCCUUCAGUCCCACUUCAUGUAGCUGUAACUGCUGUUCGUGUUCGAAUUGAGUGUGGGCUCUUGACUCAAGCUUUUAUGUACCAAAGAAGGCACUGUUCAAGGCUAAAGGAAGAGCAAGUGCAACAUAAAUCUGCUUCAGUAUCUGCGAAGAAUCUUGAAAGCAACUAUUAUGACUGGAAACACCAAAUGGAGAUUUUGGUAACGGAGAUGUGUUUUUUGUGUAUGCGGAGGAACUUGGUGGAUAGAAUGAUCGAAUUACCCUGGAAUGUUGAUGAAGAAAAGUGUCUACGCAAGUGCCUCCUCAGCAGUGCUCUUGAGGACUUGUCAUCAAACUCUGGUAGCCUUCUUGUUGUGUACUAUCUCCAGCGGUGCCGGUAUAUUGAAGCAUAUGAGGUAGACUGGACUCUUAGGAAUCUUGAGGAGAGUAUAAUCUCAAAGAGUAUUGACAAAGAAAACAUAUCAAGGAUAAGAACAAUUAGUCAAUGGAGAACUGGUCUUGUGGAGAAAUGUGUUGACUUGCUUCAUGAGGUGCAACGUCAGCAGUUGAAAAGUGGUAGCGUCACUGAUGUUGUCUCACUCAUUCAUAAGGAUACUGGCUUCUCUGGAAAAGCUGAUUUAUUUGGCACUCCUCAAGUAUCAAAAGGCUUGCUAGUUGCUUCUUCAGUUCCAUCUGUCAUUUUUCCACCAGAUGUUACCCCUCUAUCUUCUGUAAAAGCAACUGUUCCUGACACUUAUUCUAGACUACCAGAGGCUAGUAGUGGUACCUUGCUGGAUUCCAGUGGGCCUCAAGCAUCGGCUGCUCUUUAUAGGCAAUCACCUGCCUCUGGAAAUCCAAGUUUUCUUAGUCGCAUAGGUUCACCUGCUCUAGAUAGAGCAUCCGAGCCAAGAUUCAAGUGUAACUUAGACCUUAGUCUCUCAGGCAGCAAAACUAGAGCUAUUGAUGGUGUUCCUGAAAGAUAUUAUCUUGCUAAUGACUUCAAUUUAUUGAAGGACAGUAACAGACGCACUUCAAGGUUCUCAUUUAUUUCUUCAGAGAAUCCUUCACGGCACACUGAGAAGAUAUUGUAUGCUGCUGAUCAAAAUGGCUUUGGGUAUCAACCUGAAAAUUCCCUUCCAUCUUUAUUGAAUGGCUCUACUCCUGCGAGCUGCUAUCACUCACCAGAAAGCGAGCUUCCAGGCAGUGAUGACAGGGCUAGCAUGCCAAGUGGAUACACAGCAGACAAAGACAAAGCCCGCUUCUCGGCUUCAUUAAUUUCAGGGAAGAGGCUUUUUCAGGUUGAAGCUGUUGAGCUGUGUGAUGAGGAUGUUGGUGAUGCAGCGCCGUCGAGUGUUGAUCGUGCUCCAAGAUGGAGGUCGGACGAAACUAGUGAAGAUGAAGACGAUCCAACCUUAACAAGGAAAACGUUAGGAACCCCUGCAGCAACGCCUGCAAGGGAAAGAAGGGGAAGAAGAAGAAGUUACAGAGCAAUAUAGAAAGGUUACCGCUUCCUAAUGCUGUAGCCCACGAGACCAUUUUUGUAGAUUGUUUCACUCGUUUCAUUUGCGGGGAAGGGCCGAUUCUUGGCUGCAUAUUUUCCUACAUGUACUGAUAUCAAGGGUAUGUAAUGUAACGUGCUUUGAAGAGCCAUUUGAAAUAGAUAAAAUCACGUGGUUGGUACCGCGAGUCGGUAUGA